ACAUAGUUCAGCGACUGAAUUUGAAAACCUUCUUGCCUGUAGUGUUGGGGUUACCUUGGAAAGCAACAGUAAACUGAAUUUAAAAAGAGUAAAUAAACUUCAACAGGAACAAAAUGGCGCCCAGGAAAAGAGCCACUAAUGCUAAGAACAAGAAGAACCCCAAGAUGCCUAAACUGGAAGCUUUUCUUCUCGACUUUGAUGAUGAAGUAAAUACAAUUGUUAAGAGGUUGAAUGAGAAGACCAAUAACCUUCUAAAAGACGCAGACAACCUGUACAACAUGACUCUGAUCAAGCUUCCCGUGGCAGUGCGACAGAUGAGCUGGAUUCAGUAUUAUGAGUCUGAAAAGCCAGAAACACCAGUGGAUGAAUCAAAGCAAAAGGAGGAAGCUGCUCAGGUGGAGCUCGCCAUCGCUCAGGAUCAUACAAUCCCUCCCAAAUCUACCAAAAAAGAUUCAAAGAAUAGUGAAAAGUCUGAGGAUGAAGCGAAUUCGGUGCUCAAGUCUACAAGCAGAAAGGGAAGAAAGAAAGCACCAUCGACUACCAAGAAGGCCAAAGCGCUCUCUGUGAGCAAGCAGAACGGCACAAUUAGAAAAUCCACCAGGAAGCCCCUGGUCACCCCAGCCAGAAGCUUCUUGGACUCGUCCAUCAUAGGCCCAACUCCACUCAUCACACCCCGAUUUGACUCCAGGUUGCCCAAGACCCCAGCAGUACGAGUUCCUCGUCACAGAGAGAAGGUGUACAGCAUCUCUGUGAAUGGCUCUCCCAUCGCUGGAGGCACAGAGGAUAUCAUCAUCAAUGUCCCUCUGGGCAACGGAGAGUGCAUUCAGCUGCUGGCCAGCGAGAUGGAUUCUGUUGAUCUGAGUCAGCUGGACGCGAACGCCAUUCACAGCAUCAGGCAGCUGCAGAAUCGUCUCACAGCUCUCUGUGGAACCUCAAAGUGAAGAGACGAAACGUGAUCAGCUUUUUCAGAGCUUUGUAUACACCACCCUGUAUUUUCAAUCUUUGUUUAUAUCUCUGCUUUUUCAAUCGUUGUUGUUCGGCUUUAUAUUUGUUAACCUCAUGCCUUUUUUUUUUCUUUCUUUUUAAUUCCAUCUCUUUUACCUGUUGUAUAUUGUCAUGGGCAUUUUCUCACUGUACGUCUAGUCAGAGUGGUCAGUGUACUGUUCAGUUAUGCAUUUUAUUUUGUAAAUAUGAUCCAAAAAUAGUAACCAGCUGUUUCUAGAGGAUUUAGUUUUUUGUAUUGAAAUGUCAUUUUCAUGAUAUUUAUCUGUAGUUCUGCUGUUUUUCUUGAGGAGCAGAAGUACUGCGUGUGACUGCCAGAGAGAGGACAACAUGUCACUACAGUUAGAUCUUUUAAAUGAAUUUUUCCGACCUUAUUCAGUCCCCUCUGAAAGUUUUGGAGCAGCUCGGACAAUUCUGUUGUUUUCUCUAUACAUUGAAGACAUUUGGGUUUGAGAUCAAAAGAUGAAUGAGACAAUAGAUCAGAAUUUCAGCUUUCAUUUCAUCACAUUUACAUCUAGAUGAGUUAAUCAACUUAAAACCUGUUCCAGAAGGAUCCAUGCAAGCCCAAGCUUAUGUUUUUGGAUCAAGAGCAGAUCCUUUCCUUCUCCACAUUUUGGCUUUCCAUCACUUUGCUAGAGGUUUAUCCUUUGUUUUUGAUCCUUUCUUCUCAGCUUCAAAAUCGCUUGAUUUUUCUCCCAUAGGUAGCUCUCUGAUCUUCAUGUAGGUUUAUCCUUUUUAACAACAAAUGCCGUCUUCACAGGUGAAACCUAGGGCUCAAUGUAUCUUUUGAUCUCAAACCCAAAUGUCUUCAAUGUAUAGCAAAAGCAAUAGAAUUGGCCUUGCUGUUCCAAUACUUUUGGAGGGGACCGUGUAAUAAUUAAAUAUGUAGGACAUUUAAAUCGAGCUUGUCUCUUUGUGGAUAACAUCCAGCUACAUGAACAGUGUGUGUGUGUGUGUGUGUGUGUGUGUGUGUGUAUAGACGAAUUCCAGCAUAUAAACAGCAUUUUAAAGUAAAUGCCAGCUUUGUUGUUGUUAUUGCUGCCACUUUCCCUGCUCUAUAAAUGGCAUAAAAAAAAAACCCCUCUAAAUACUAAAGUUGAUUUGGCCAUCUGGUUUGCUCAGCAGUGCAUUUGUGAUCUGCAAACCAUCACGGUGUGGUUUUUAGGCUAUAAGAAGUCACAGCUACACUGAUCAAAUGUGAAGGAAACAGGAAACUUUCUAAAGUAAAACAAACUCUCAAUUUUAAAUCCCCCAUUUAAAAAAAGAUGACAUCACACAAGAAGUACAUUUGAAUUGAUUACAUGGCAGCACCAUCAGAAUGAAGGAUUUCUCCUCUUCAGUGUCCAGACUCAGUGAUUUUGAUUAUUUUUUUAUAUAUUAAAUCAAAUCUAGGCAUGUCAUGGGACUUUUUGAGCAUAAACAGUUUUUUUUAAAAAGCCAUUUUGACAAUUCUGAUUUUAAUAACUCUGGGCAGUAACCUUUUUUCCUGUGUGUAAAGGUGUCAUGUGAUACAUUAAAAUGUAAACUUGAUGCUCUUGUGUGUUUAAAAUCAUAAGUGAGGCUGCGCUAUUUUUGUAGUUUGGCUCGAAGUCAGUGCACGUAUUAAGCCGGGUUCACACUGUACAGUUUUGAGCACGAUUUGGUCGUCUGAGACAAAUUUGGAGAAGCCUAAAAGAUUCUUUUGAUCCUAGGCCAAAACCUGUAGCCGUUGAUGGCUAGUUUGACAUGUUCCUUGGAAGAGAGAGGUGUGGAAGUAACUUGCUUCAAGUAUUUGUGCUCUCUAGAUGUUCUUUGGUCAUACGUUUCUGUGUAGUAGCAUCUGAUGUGAUUUGCCUUAUCACUUUUGUUUACUUCUUUAAGAAAUGACAACAAAAUCCACCGCCUUUUUUUUUUUUUUUAUAGCCUUAUCCAUGAUGU
Molecule: messenger RNA, 2919 nt
Organism: Ictalurus punctatus (channel catfish)
Lineage: Eukaryota; Metazoa; Chordata; Actinopteri; Siluriformes; Ictaluridae
Gene: cdca8
Product: cell division cycle associated 8
Exons: 11
Coding region: 114-941 (275 amino acids)
Biological process (GO): mitotic sister chromatid segregation
Cellular component (GO): chromosome passenger complex; chromosome, centromeric region; spindle midzone
Source: RefSeq, a predicted model, not a curated record